This is a messenger RNA of Panthera uncia (snow leopard), 1066 nucleotides long. It is a transcript of the gene ACOT8, whose product is annotated as acyl-CoA thioesterase 8. Bases 1 to 954 code for a protein of 317 amino acids. The record is from RefSeq and is a predicted model, not a curated record. Gene Ontology annotation, biological process: fatty acid catabolic process; acyl-CoA metabolic process. The transcript has 6 exons. NCBI's taxonomy places the organism in Eukaryota, Metazoa, Chordata, Mammalia, Carnivora, Felidae. Gene Ontology annotation, molecular function: fatty acyl-CoA hydrolase activity. Gene Ontology annotation, cellular component: peroxisomal matrix.
AUGUCGUCCUCGCAGGCUCCAGAGGACCAGCAGGGCGGCGGCGAUCCCCCCGGGGACCUCCGCAGCGUCCUGGUUACCAGCGUGCUCAACCUCGAGCCGCUAGACGAGGAUCUGUUCAGAGGAAGGCAUUACUGGGUACCCACAACCCAGCGGCUGUUUGGGGGUCAGAUCGUGGGCCAGGCCUUGGUGGCUGCAGCCAAGUCUGUGAGUGAAGACGUCCAUGUGCACUCUUUGCAUUGCUACUUUGUAAGGACAGGGGACCCAAAGGUGCCGGUACUGUACCAGGUGGAGCGGACGCGAACAGGGACCAGCUUCUCUGUGCGCUCCGUGAAGGCCGUGCAGCGUGGCCAGCCCAUCUUUAUCUGCCAGGCCUCCUUCCAGCAGGCACAGCCCAGCCCCCUGCAGCACCAGUUCUCCAUGCCCGCUGUGCCCCCACCGGAAGAGCUGCUUGACCAUGAGGCCCUCAUUGACCAGUAUUUAAGGGACCCCAACCUCCAAGAGAUGUACCGGGUAGGACUGAACCGAAUUGCUGCCAAGGAGGUGCCCAUUGAGAUCAAGCUGGUAAACCCACCGAUCCUGAGCCAGCUGCAGAGCAAGGAGCCCAAACAGAUGUUCUGGGUGCGAGCCCGGGGCCAUAUUGGGGAGGGCGACAUGAAGAUGCAUUGCUGUGUGGCUGCCUACAUCUCGGACUAUGCCUUCCUGGGCACAGCACUGCUGCCCCACCAGUGGCAGUGUAACGUGCACUUCAUGGUCUCUUUGGACCACUCCAUGUGGUUCCACAACCCCUUCCGAGCUGACCACUGGAUGCUCUAUGAAUGCGAGAGCCCCUGGGCUGGUGGCUCCCGGGGGCUGGUCCAAGGGCGGCUGUGGCGUCGUGACGGCAUCCUGGCUGUGUCCUGUGCUCAAGAGGGCGUGAUCCGAGUGAAGUCCCGGGUCUCAGAGAGCAAGCUGUAGCCAGAGGUACCAGCUUGGCCUGGGGCUUCUCCCCCAAUUCCUGAGGCAGGAAUUACAGUCAAGGGCUGGGCCUUCUGUCCCCAAACCCAAUAAAGAGACUAAUGCCACUGGA